UCACCACAAGACAUGACUAGUAUGUUCAUCACGGGCUUACCGUUAUAUAAAUAAAAAUAAGUUGUAUAUGUACUUCUUAUUGAGUUGCGCCUAUUUAAAAAAAAAUGUACAAAUUGAUCGCAAAAUUCCUUAUUCUUGUGACGUUGAUGACAUUGCUGAAAUCAGCUCCUGUCAUACCUCCGAGGAAAAUAUAUCACCUAGACAAGCUGAUUCGAGUUCAUCCUAAAACAACAGAUCAAGUCCUCGCUCUGGAGAGACUUCAAGAAAACCUUCCUGCUGAGAUUGAUUUUUGGAAGAGGCCAAAUAUUAAUGCUGAUGUAGAUAUUCAUGUGCCUAUCAAAGUGUAUGAUGACGUCAUUCAACGACUGUCACGUGCUGACCUUAAGCCUACGUUGUUAGUUCAUGAUAUACAAAGUGUUAUGGACCAAGAGGAAGCUUCCAUGGAGAUCCCUGAUUACGUCAUUGAUGUAACAGGUGCGAUGGCAUUCCCAGCACUCAAACUAAGGGAAACGGAUAUUGUCGGAAAAUUUGCACGACAUGCCGAGAUGGACAGUUGGCUCUUAAGAAUGGCAUCACAAUACUCCGCAAUAGCUAAAACAGAGUCUAUCGGCAUAACGUAUGAAGGCAGAGAUAUGAAAGUUAUCAAGGUUGGAAGAAAUUUAGAUGCACGAACUAAGCCUGUGAUAUGGAUUGAAGCUGGAAUUCAUGCUAGGGAAUGGAUCGCACCUGCAACUGCCAUCUAUAUAAUAAACACGCUUUUGACGGGCUAUGGAUCGGAUCCUGUGGUGACUCGUUUAAUGGAGGAAUUUGACUGGCACAUACUUCCUUCCGCCAACCCAGACGGUUAUGAAUACAGUCAUACCACGGAUCGUCUUUGGAGGAAAAAUCGUAGUCGUCAGUCAUUCUGGUGUAUUGGUGUUGAUCAGAACAGAAACUUUAACAUCUCAUUUGGAGGGGCAAGCACCAGCAGAAAUCCAUGCAGUGACAUUUAUCCCGGGACAGGAGCUUUUUCCGAGUCAGAAACAAGGAACAUAAGGGACGCAUUACUUUCAGAAAAGGGGCGGAUCAAGCUGUUUCUUUCCUUUCAUGCUUACUCCCAACUUCUGCUGACACCAUGUUCUUUCACUUUCAAUAAACCCUCGGACUAUUCAGAAAUGUUGCGUGUUGCUGAAGCUGGCCUGAAAUCAUUGGAGGCUGUUCAUGGAAGCGUGUACACCGCCGGAACUCCGCCAGAUAUUCUGUACCCUGCUUCUGGCGGAUCAUAUGAUUGGGCAAAGGCCGUGGCGGGAAUCAAGUACUCUUACACCUACGAACUGAGACCGAAAGAUGCUACUUUCGGAGGAGCAGGUUUUGUUAUACCGGAGUCGGAAAUUAAACCAAACGCAGAGGAAGUUUGGGCAUCAUUGGUUACCAUGGCAGGAGAGAUAUACAAUACUAAAGAAGAAAUUUCUAACUGAACAUCCAUUGGAACUACAUGUAUUUAUGUACAUGUAAAUUGUUAUCAAAUAAGAUGAUCGCCCAAAAGAAAUCAAUUUUAUAAACUAUUUAUUUACAUUAAUUUCAGUUGUUGAUUGUAAGUAUUCGACUUAAUGCUGCAUUAUCGUAAAGUUGUUGAAUUUUUCUGCUUUCGCUGGAACAUUAAUUUAGGUUUUAAAAGAAUUUCAUUCCAUAUGUAUGUUUUCUCCAGUUCAUUAUUUUAUAUCUAGUGUACAGUGGUUUUGAUAACUUUUAUAAUUCUGGAAUAUGAUUUAAUAAUUUUUUCUCAGUAGAAUACUUUUAUUGUGAAGAACAUUGUCCUAUAUCGCCUGUAAUAUCUAUUUAUGGAAAUGCGCUCAUAUAGACUUUUGAACGAAAAUUUGGAAAUAAGUGAGAGAAUCGAUGCGUGAGGGCUUAAGUUUUAAAUAUUUUAAUGUUAUGCAACUAAAACACAAGAAAACACGAGAAGGAAUCUUAAAAGGGUUUAAAAUACUUCAAAGGAAAAAUUGUUAAAGUGUCUUACCUAAAUUUGAAUUUAUGAAUUUAUCUAAAUAACAUUUUAUAUCUUUUAUUUAUACAUGCUACUUUAAAUAUGCUAAUCUAGUGAUUAAAUACGAUAAUAAGUCAGAAA
Molecule: messenger RNA, 2107 nt
Organism: Saccostrea cuccullata (small rock oyster)
Lineage: Eukaryota; Metazoa; Mollusca; Bivalvia; Ostreida; Ostreidae
Product: carboxypeptidase B-like
Exons: 11
Coding region: 105-1457 (450 amino acids)
Biological process (GO): proteolysis
Molecular function (GO): metallocarboxypeptidase activity; zinc ion binding
Source: RefSeq, a predicted model, not a curated record